This is a messenger RNA of Penicillium malachiteum, 903 nucleotides long. RefSeq lists its product as uncharacterized. The transcript is spliced from 2 exons. NCBI's taxonomy places the organism in Eukaryota, Fungi, Ascomycota, Eurotiomycetes, Eurotiales, Aspergillaceae. The record is from RefSeq and is a predicted model, not a curated record. Bases 1 to 903 code for a protein of 300 amino acids.
AUGCCAGCCGUUCUAAUUACUGGCGCGACCGGAACCCAAGGAGGCUCGAUUAUCAGAAACCUUAUCGCCAAAAAGUCCCCCUUGGAGAUCCUUGCUGUCACGCGAAAUACCCGCUCUUCAUCUGCCCAAAAGCUGAAGGAGUUAUCAUCCAACAUCAAACUAGUUGAGGGAAACUUGGACGAUCCUGCAGCUCUUUUCCAAAAUGCACGUGAGGUGACGAAGUCCGCUAUUUGGGGAGUCUACAGUGUUCAGGUUGCAAUCGGCAACAGCUCACUAGAGGAGAAGCAAGGAAAGGCUCUCAUUGACGAGUCAUUGAAGCAAAAUGUUCAAUACUUCGUAUACAGCUCUGUGGAUCGAGGUGGCAAUGCAUCUUACGACACUCCCACCGAUGUUCCGCACUUCAUAAACAAGUACAACAUCGAACAUCACCUCGUCCAAAAAAGCAAAAAUACAGAUAUGAAGUGGUUCAUUCUCCGCCCCUCGGCCUUUUAUGAAAAUCUUGCGCCCAGAUUCUUCGGGAAGGUCUUUGCGACCAGUUUCAAAAUGGCACUUAAGGGCAAGCCCUUGCAGAUGGUAGCGGCCGAGGAUAUCGGAUUCUUUGGAGCCGAGGCUUUCAUGCACCCAGAGCAGUACCAGAAUGAUGGUCUGUCACUUGCUGGAGAUGAAUUGACAUACGAUCAGUUUGCACAAAUCUUCGAGCAAAAGACGGGCCAGCCGAUUCCUUUGACAUACCGGAUUCUCUGCUCUGUCUUCAUGGCAUCAAUGAAAGACAUGGGUUAUAUGUUCAAGUGGUUCCAUGACAGCGGCUAUAAGGCAAACAUUCCCGAGUUGAAAAAAAUCAACCCAGACCUCAAAGACUUUGGGACAUGGCUUGAACAAGACAGUGGAUUUGCGAAGCACUGA